AUGUUCGAAUUUCCGACCGUGAGCUCCGGCGUAACCUCAUCAAGCUGUCUGCCUUUUCCGUUCAGAACGGACAGCGGCUUCGUUUAUGGCGGGUGUCUUCGUCCUUUUUUGGUCGAUGUUCGGCAGUCUGCCCCGCGCUACUGUGAACGCGAAACAGGAUCUGAUUGCCGUCUUUUCUCAAUCUGCCUCAGUUCCCUCACAGACCGCGCGGCCUUUGGUAAACAGGGUGACGACCUACCCGAUAUAACGUUCGAUAACGGCUAUAACAUUAGAGACAUGUACCUAAGUUCAACGAGAGACCUCACCCCGGUCCUCAGUCCUCCUUCUUUCUCAUUAGCGCUUCGGACCAGCAACGGUGAGGUGUUUACUUCGCACACAUGUGCCUUAGGAAGAUAUGGACGUUAG
Soboliphyme baturini is the source of this 405-nucleotide messenger RNA. The record is from the annotation of a GenBank genome assembly. Lineage: Eukaryota; Metazoa; Nematoda; Enoplea; Dioctophymatida; Soboliphymatidae.